Anguilla anguilla (European eel) is the source of this 2212-nucleotide messenger RNA. It is a transcript of the gene bmb, whose product is annotated as brambleberry. The transcript is spliced from 13 exons. NCBI's taxonomy places the organism in Eukaryota, Metazoa, Chordata, Actinopteri, Anguilliformes, Anguillidae. The record is from RefSeq and is a predicted model, not a curated record. Bases 135 to 2168 code for a protein of 677 amino acids.
GGAAACAGCCGGGGCGAAAUUAAAAUAAAAACGCUGGUCAGCUGGGGCAAUAGUUUCUGCUGGUGAAUGUUACGGUGUGGGGCAAAAACGAGACAAAAGAAAAACUUGCAAGACACUUUACGGUUUUCUUAAAGAUGGGACACAGGGGUCCGGGCAGGCUGGCGGCCCGGUUGGUGGUCCUCGUUGCGUUGUGCUCCUGGUGCGGGACGGCGUCCGCCUUUUUCGCCUGGAUGAGGAAAGGCACCGAGUCACCCCCGCCGCCGCCGCCGCCGCCUCUGUCGCCGGGCCCAGACGAAUACACUCCCCCGUUUGAGAUGAGCGUGGCGGACGAGAAGUUCCUGGCGGAGGCGAAGACGAUGGAGCUUAGCCCUCUGGAUACCUGUCACUACCGGGUGGUAGCCCAGUUGAAGUCCACCUGCAGCGGCCUAUCGGAGGAGCAGCUGGCCAAGCUGGGCGUGGUCCUGUUCAACUGCCAGUCUGAGGUGGAGGGCCGCAGAACCUUCCCCUGCACUGAGGAAAUGACCCUGAAGGAGUGCACUGCAGCCAUGGACUCGGACACGUGGAACGCCUACCACAUCGUGAGCAACCGCGCGCGCUCCGUGUGCUACGCCACCCGCCAGCAGCACUUCCGCCGCAAGGCCGAGCUCACCGUCAACGCCCUCAUCUCCACGGCGACCAGCCAGCUGGAGGCCAUGCAGGACCUGAAGGAGGGCCAGCUGGAGCUGAGGGAGCUGACGGUGGCCUCUCUGGAGAAGCUGCUGCAGGGGCACAGUGCGCUGCAGGAACAGCAGGGGGCGCUGCAGCAGGGCCAGGACCAGCUGGAGACCUCCAUCAGCUCCAACCUGCAGCGGCUGGGGCAGGAGAAGGCCCUCAUCGCCUCCGGCCAGGAGCUGGUGGCCCAGCUCAUCCAGGGCAUUACACAGAGAAUGGAGAAUGUCAGCGAGCAGCUGAAAGGUCAGGGGUCAGACCUGCAGGAGGGACAUAGGGCCAUUCUGGAUGACCUGGCGGAGGUCAGAGGUCGAGCACAGGACAUCUACAGCAAAAUCGAACACAACCUGUCUGGGUUCCUGCGGCAUCAGAACCGCACAGCCCGGUACUACUCUGACCUGAUGGGGAAGCUGGAGCGGAUGAACGGCACCCUGGGAUACAUGCUGCUCUACCUGGACAACAUGCAGAGCCGCCUGGAGGACCGACUGCACCUCAUACAGAGGUACCUGGGACAGGCAGGCCUGAGCCUGUCGGCGCUGUGGACCUGCGCAGUGCAUGCUGGGUAUUUCCUGCUGGCGGCGCUGCUCCUCUCCUUCCUGCACUGCCCCUUCUUCUCCCGCGCCGCCCUGCUGGUGACCGUGCCACUCAACGCCCUGGCAGAGCUCAACCAGCAGCCUGCGCUGGACCUGCCCAGCCUCAGCCUACUGCUGCUCACCCUGUCUCUGGGUCACUGGUUUCUGCAGCAGCUCUUGUGGGGCUGUUCCAGGCUCCGGGGGAAGGGGGCAAGGUCUGCCCCCCUCCCCCCGACAGAAACCCCAGUGCCCCGCGGCAGACCGUCCCAGUGCCCCCGCCUGAGGUCCUCCACUCCUGACUGCGACCUGCUUGAUGGUGUCAUGGCGCCAGAUCCCUUGGAUCAGGAUAGUUUUGCAUUUGAUGACCCCUGUGUGGCCCCUCAGUUCACUCGGAUCGAGGAUCCCCGAUUUCUGCCUCCUGUCCUGGGCACUCUGAGCCACUCCACUCCCAGGCUUAAGAGCAGGCCUAGUUUUCCUGGUGGCGGUCUAGGGGCUCUGGAGGGAAUUCCCCAGAGGAACCUGGGCCUUGCUCUCGACGGGGCGGGUGAUUCGCGGAGCGCCAGUCCAAACCAGUCCGUCUUCAGCAACAGCCUCGGGCAGGCAGCUCUGUCACGGCACCACCAAGACCGGUCUUCCCUGCAAGAAGAGGGCGCUGUUGGGCCAGGACUACUGCAGGAUCCACGAGGGAGGCUACACUUCCUACAACCCCAUGUGACUCCACCCCCUCCCCCCCCCCCUGACCACACCCCUUUUAUUCUGCCCAUCAGAACUGCCCUGGGUUACUGGGGACUAAAAUGCGACACUAAAUGGCCCAAAAUGUUUGCCUGCAGGGCGAUCAGAUCUUUCGGAGGCUGGUAUCAGCUGUGUGUCUAUGUGGUUGGUUACUAACAUAGUGAAGACGUUGGUGAACCGUUACACGUGUGCCUCUGUGG